CCCAACCAACAUGAAAGUCUUCGCUCCUCUUUCCGCGCUCGUCUUUGCGGCUGUCCAAGCCUCACACUCCGCCACGUGGAUGGGUGCCACCCACCACAUGCACUCGACUGCCGACGUUUGUGGCUCGGCGCACUUGAGCCAGUGUGACUUCCCCAUGUCUGGCCGUCGUCUCGAAGAGUCGAGUGACUCAAUCACUGUGUCCUCGACCUCGUUGGCGCAUUUGGCCAAGGUGGACGUGACCUUUCACGUGGCCACUGGGAACGCCACCGAUCGUGUGACGGCGUACUGCGCAAACAACGUCGCAGACACUGCGGACAGCGAGUACAUCGACUUCCAACCUGCCAGUGGCAACCCCAAGGCCACGCUCACGUUUGGCCCACUGCUCAACAUGCGCUGCGACUAUCAAUUCCGGUACCUCAAGAACCUGGGCAACAAGACGUUUCAAACCCUGGCGGUGUCGCCUGUUGUGAAGAUGGUACGUGGCAACACGGAGCCCCUCCAAGUGCACAUUGCCUUGACCAAGAACCAAGACGAAAUGAGCAUCAGCUGGACUAGCGACAAGGUGAAAUGCCCCACCGUGCGUUACUACACCGAGACCGACAGUCGCGAGUCGGACGAGUUUACCUAUGUGGCUGCCACAGGCGCUAGCUACACAGCGGCGGACAUGUGCUCGGCCCCUGCCAACAUCACGUCCGCCCAAUUGUACAUUCCGUCGGGGGUUCAUUACACCGGUGUGAUCAAGAACAUCCCCGCCGGCGCCACGGUGACGUACCAAGUAGGCAGCAACGCCUCUGGGUGGAGCAAAAUCAAAGAAUUUGUCAUGCCCGACUUGGCUUCGAAAGAAGCGUCCAGCUUCUUUGUAUUUGGCGAUGUGGGCACGUGGGUAACGGCCACCAACGGCACGGGUUUGCCGGGGCGGUCGGCGGGCACCCUGCAGCGCGUAGCCGACGACUUGGACCGGGGCGACCACAACUACCAGGCGGUGCUACACGUGGGGGAUUUGUCCUACGCUGACAGCAUCGGCUACGAGUGGGAGCAGUUUAUGUCGUUGAUCGAGCCCGUGGCAUCGCAGCUUCCGUACAUGGUGAGCGUGGGCAACCACGAGUACUGCUACUUGAACAGCACCAAAGCGAUCGACAUCUCGGGGGAAGCCAAGACGUUUUAUGCGAUAAAGCCCAAGGCGAGCUCGGGCGGCGAAUGCGGCGUCCCCACGGCCCUUCGGUUCAACGUACCCGACAAUGGCAACAAAGUAUUUUGGUACAGCUUCAACGCUGGGCUGGCCCACCACGUGGUGCUCAGCAGCGAGCACGACUUUAACGCUGGCUCGCGCCUCCGUAAAUGGCUCGAAGCGGAUUUGGCGGCGGUCGAUCGCACCGCGCUACCGUGGGUGUUUGUGCACUUCCAUCGGUCCAUGUACGUGUCCAUGAGCGGCACUUUCACCUACACCGACAUCCUCCGCCCUGCGCUGGAGCCGGUCCUCAAGAAGUACGCCGUCGAUGCCUUCUUCAGUGGCCACACCCAUGCGUACGAGCGCACGUGCCCCGUACUCGACCAAACGUGCGUGACAGGCCCCAACGGCGAGGCUAAAGGCCCCGUCCACAUCAUGAUCGGGUCCGCCGGCAAAGCACUCGACCCCGAGCCGUGGGAGAGCCGGGCGUGGUCGAUCAAACAACUGCGGACGUACGGGUACGGCCGUCUCCACGUGCACAAUGCCACCCACGCCCAAGUCGAGUUUGUGCUCAACGCGGAUGGCACGGUCGCAGACAAUUCGUGGAUUGUGUCCGACCACAAGUGGAACGUCGUCGCAUAAAUACAUGGAAGCUCGGCCAGUCGUUGUCUGAAGUACAGAGGACAAAUAGAUCCUUUGACGCGAUUGCUUGAAAUAUAUUUGCAGUGGACAAUUAUUCACGUGUACCAGCAACGUUAUAGCUCCA
Messenger RNA from Aphanomyces astaci, 1934 nucleotides. RefSeq lists its product as hypothetical. Gene Ontology annotation, molecular function: metal ion binding; acid phosphatase activity. Bases 11 to 1810 code for a protein of 599 amino acids. The record is from RefSeq and is a predicted model, not a curated record. The transcript has a single exon. Lineage: Eukaryota; Oomycota; Saprolegniomycetes; Saprolegniales; Verrucalvaceae.